UCUCGCUCUCUUUCUAUCCCCCUCCCUUCCUCUCUUCUCUUCUGGCAUCCCCCAUCCCCCAUCGCUUUAUGUGCUUCCAUACAGCCUGAAAAAUCAACCGGAGGAGGAAACCUUCACACUCGCGGAGAAUAGACUGACCCUCAGCAACCCAGAAGAUCGCUCUAAACCGGGAUCACAGACUGGAUCAAGGAGACCUAUUUAAACUCUCGCAUACCGAUUUGCAUAUCCAUUCUUCCUACCUCCUUCAUUUGCCUUUCCUUCACUGAGAAUGGCAAGCGGGCAUUCCACUGACAAAUUCAGUUUUCUGUACCCAACAGACACCAGUCAGAACGUUAAGAGUAAGAACAGGCUGUCUUCCACCAUGAACCCGGUGUACAGCCCAGUGCAACCGGGAACCCCGUACGGAAACCCGAAGAAUAUGGCAUACACAGGCUAUCCCGGAGGUUAUCAUACAACUGCCCCGACCUACACAGCCAACCUUUAUCAGACAGGUAGCCCAGGAUACCCACCAGUGCUGCUGGUGAAGCAGGCCUGGCCCCAGACGGCAUCUGCUCCGGGGCCCGGAGAAGGCUCCUAUGACCUGGCCGUGGACGCUGGCUCAGAGAGCAGGCAGUACCAGGCCUCAUCUACAGCAUUCAGAUACACUGCAGGAACGCCUUAUAAAGUCCCCCCUAAUCAGACCAAUGGAGCCCCUCCUCCCUAUUCCCCGUCCCCUAACCCCUACCAGACGGCCAUGUACCCUAUUAGAAGUGCCUAUCCCCAGCAGAACCUCUAUGCUCAGGGUGCUUAUUACACACAGCCAGUGUACGCCGCCCAGCCUCAUGUAAUUCACCACACCACCGUGGUCCAGCCCAACAGCAUCCCCUCCGCCAUCUACCCCGCUCCUGUACCUGCGCCCCGCUCCAACGGCAUGGCCAUGGGCAUGGUGGCCGGAACAACGAUGGCCAUGUCUGCAGGAACCUUGCUGACCACCCCUCAGCACACUCAGAUCGGAGGACACCCCGUCACCGUGCCAACGUACCGACCCCAAGGAACACCUGGAUACAGCUAUGUCCCACCUCACUGGUAGAGCCCACCUGCCAAUCAUAUCUGGAGUCAAACAUUGUAUGCAACUACUCAAGUCUUACAUCGGCACUCUGUGCUCAACAAGGAGGUGCCACGUCUGUUUGCAAGAACAAAAGAGAAAAAAGUGCAAGGGUCACUUUAUGCAUUCUUACGUGUUUUUGUAAAAGCUGCUUUUUUAUCUUUUUUAUUUAAUUUUAAAUUUUUUUUUUUCUUCUCAUUUUUUGGGAUGAUGUUCUUGCAUUAGGUUAUUUUAAUUCUUCAUUGUUCCAUAGUUACUUCUGUCAGAACUCCAGAAUGAUUUCGACCAAUCACGCCUCUUCAAACGAUUUGUCUUUGUGUUCAGUAUAAACGCUGGUGUGUAGGAAUGUACCGACGCAAUAUCAGCAACUCUUCGGAUCAUAAUCAUUCAAUUAUGCUGCCAAAUUUUAUAACCUUUAGAUAUUAGCACAGGGUUCAUUUUUUGUUUUGUUUUUUUAUUAUUAUUUAUUUACAGCGGCGUUUCAUUUCAGCUUUCUCCGUUCUCGCACAGAACGCUCUGGAAUCAUUGAUUUUUUUUUUUAAAGGAAAUUUUAUUUCAUCUGAUUCAAUUCUCCCUCAUUUCAUUCUAUCAUCGAUAACAAGGGUGUCUUCCAGCUUGUAGCUGUUCAUGUAGAUUUGUAAGGAAUAUAUCAUUAGUAGGGCAGUGCAAACGUGGUUUAACCUUCAUUAGGAUAACGAGUACAUACAGUAAUCUUAGUUAUUCACUAAAUAGAGAACGUUUGAGUGAGCUGGUUACUUUAUUAGCCUAUGUGUCAGGAUAGCGUAAGCUUCUAAACUAUAACGUGUAUAUUCGAUUUAUAUAAACGUGCGCGCAUGGGUGCUCUCGCAGGGAACGCAGCGGCACGCGAGCAUGCGCUCACGUGCGAACCCAUUCGCGGAGAAUAUUGAGGAAAAAAAACUAUCAGUGGCACUUAGCUGGAGCCUCUGGGUGCGAUGUCAUCCCGGUGGCAUUGUACUUGAUCAAAGCGUGUGCCAACUUUGAGGCCAGACAGGACGGACGCUACUCUGACAGAACAAUUAGAACCGCAUCCAGGAUUCAAAGGGACUUUAUCGCAUCGAAAAUAGCACUGAAAGCAAAAAAGAAAUAAA
Molecule: messenger RNA, 2193 nt
Organism: Rhinichthys klamathensis goyatoka
Lineage: Eukaryota; Metazoa; Chordata; Actinopteri; Cypriniformes; Leuciscidae
Gene: fam168a
Product: family with sequence similarity 168 member A
Exons: 9
Coding region: 269-1069 (266 amino acids)
Biological process (GO): positive regulation of base-excision repair
Source: RefSeq, a predicted model, not a curated record